Prunus avium (sweet cherry) is the source of this 2853-nucleotide messenger RNA. The record is from RefSeq and is a predicted model, not a curated record. NCBI's taxonomy places the organism in Eukaryota, Viridiplantae, Streptophyta, Magnoliopsida, Rosales, Rosaceae.
CAAUGCCAAUCAUCAUUUCUGGAAACAGAGAAGGAAGCUGUCUGUAUAUCAGGGGAAACAAUUAAAGUGGACUGCUUCAAGAUGUCAUGUAAAUAUCUUCCUCUUUAGAAAAAUAAAACCAAAGUUGGGAACUUGCUUGGACACUUUUGCCUUGAAAUUUCGUUUCACUUUGUUGGUCUUGGUCAUUUCACUUUGGCAGUAUACUACAUGUUUUUCCUUCCUUUCUUUUGUUCAGCUCUUUCUUGCGACAUUUCUUCGUUUCUUCUUCAGUUUUCCAGCCCUGUAUUUUGGCUCUGUUUUGAGUGGAAAUUGUUUUGGCACCUCCACAUUAUAUAAUUUCUUUUUUUCCGGAGAGUUUACUUUUUGGGUUUUGUAGAGAAUGUGGUACCAACGUUCGAACCCAAGACCAACGGGAGUUAGUGCAAGCGCACUUAACCACAAGGGGAGGUAGAAGGCCAGUCUGGAGAGUUUACUUUGGUUUGCUAUGAUGAUGAUUAGAGAAUUUGGCUGAGGAACUUAUAUUUACAGUUGAGAUAUAUGAAUUGUAAUAGUCCAAGAGAUCGGGACUGAUGAAUUUUUAAUAGUCGAAACAAACAAGUUAACUGUACAAUGUUAUCUGAAUUUAUAGAGUUAGAAAUCGCUACAUCCAAAUAAACAUUUUAUAAUACGGAUACCUACCAAAGUGUGGAAUUUGGUAAACAUCCAUACUUUUCUUCGAGAUAGAAUAAACAUUGGUAAAAUAACAACAUUUUUAAACCAUACAAAACUAACGCGUAUAAAUACCUUCUUAUCCCUGUCCUCUCCCUCUUUUCGCACUUUCGACCAACUCCCCCGAACUUAGCGCUCUUUCUCGCUCUCUCUCAUUCCCGCUCUCUGUCUCUGUCUCUCUCGUUCAUUUUCUCCAUAGAAAUCGAACUGAGCUCUCUCUCCUCUGGGUUUCUCUCUCUCAUAUCAGUUAACAGUAAGCAUCUUCUUCAUUUGAAUUUAGGGUUUAUUCUUCUAAAUUAAAUUUAGGGUUUUUUCUGUUAAAUUAGGCUCUGUUUUUAUUUGGGAAUUGAAUUUGUUGAGGAGCAUAAAAUCCCAACUAAAUCAACGUGAUUGAUUAUGAAUAUUGAUCAUUGAUCUGUACAGAUAUUUAGUUUAUUUCCUUCCUUUUAUAUAGACGAGUACAUUAAGGAAUAGUUCAUUUAGGCUAGUUUUUAGCAUCUUAAUUGGCUAUUGUAUUUGUAUAAAGGUUCUGUACCUCAUUCUGAAUUUAUAUCAAUAUACGAAUUACCAAUUCUAUCAUGGUAUCAGCAGCCUAAGGUUACCAAUAAUCCUACACAAACUCAAACCCUAGCAUGUCCUCUCGCUAACCUCCAUGGCGAUCAACGACAGCGAAUCACCUCAAGCCUCAGCCAAGCCUGAGCAACCCAAAUCUGAUUCUCAAGCCUCAGCCAAGCCUGAGCAACCCAAGUAUGAUGAUCCUAAUAAUCCUCUCUACCUUCAUCACUCUGAUCAACCAGGGGUUGUCCUUGUCACACAACUCUUGAAUGACGAAAAUUAUCCAACCUGGAGUCGCUCCAUGCUCAUGGCGCUCAACACCAAGAACAAAGAAGGUUUCGUCGAUGGCACCCUCAAGAAGCCUCUGCAUGAUUCUUCCACAACUCUCCAAUAGUGGACACGUUGUAAUAAUCUCGUCAAGAGCUGGCUCCUCAAUUCCAUCUCCCCAGAUAUUGGUGCGAGCAUUAUUUAUAAUGAUGUCGCGUCCGACAUAUGGAAUGAUCUGAAGGAACAAUUCUCUCACGCUAAUAGUGUCCAUCUCUUUCAUAUUGAGCAAGAAAUUCAUGACUGCGUUCAAGAAACCAUGACCAUCGGUGCCUAUUACACCAAGUUGAAGGGCUUAUGGGAUGCGAGAGAUGCAUUUUGCUCCCUUCCAUCUUGCAACUGCGGAGCGGCCAAAGAGAUGUUCCAAUUCCACCAGCACCAAAAGACCAUGAAAUUUCUUAUGGGAUUGAAUGACGUAUACGCUGGAGUUCGAGGACAAAUCCUACUAAUGGACCCAUUUCCUGCAGUCAACAAAGCCUUUUCCCUUAUUACCCAAGAUGAGAAGCAACGGGCAGUUUCUACUCAUGCCCUCGAGAAAACACCAGCCACUGAAGCCGCCGCCUUCGCCGUUCACGGUCCUAGAAAUUCCGGUAGAAAUUUCUCACCUAAAAACCCUCAUCUUAAGUGUGAACGUUGUGAUGCCACAGGACACACCUCUGAUACCUGUCGAGAACAUCUUAAAUGUGAUUAUUGUGGCUGGUGCCGUCACACUAUUGACCAAUGCCGCAAAUUGAAGAAAGCUCAAUCUAAUAGCGGCAACAGUGACUCUCAAGGUCGUCAGGGGCCAUUUUCUCCUUCGGUCCAUCAUGUUGACACCACUCCUGUGGCCACCGCAGCUCCUCCAUCAUACAACCUCACCGCAGCACAAUACCAGAGCUUCCUUGCUCUUCUCAAUCAAAACAAGCCCACAGUUUUGGCUAAUCAUGUCAGCACUGCUUCCAGCACCAGUGAUCUCUCAGGACCGACGUUCGGGGAAGAUGAUUGGGACGGGAACUGAGAGGGAAGGUCUCUACUAUCUUGAUACUGCGAAGACAGCCGGGUGCAAUUCCGUUUCAGCCGUUGUUCCUUCUUCUUCUCGACUUUGGCAUCAAGGCCUUGGUCAUCUUUCAAAUAAAAGCCUGCGUGCUCUUUCCUUUUCUGUUAAGAACAUGAAAUUUUGUGACAUUGAUGAUUGUUUGGUUUGUCCUUUAGCUAAACAAACUCGUCGUCCGUUUCCCUUGAGUUCUAUAAAUUCACUUGCGCCAUUUGAAUUAAUUCAUGAUGAUA